Messenger RNA from Lepidothrix coronata (blue-crowned manakin), 838 nucleotides. It is a transcript of the gene PGLYRP2, whose product is annotated as peptidoglycan recognition protein 2. The annotation marks the transcript as partial. The transcript has a single exon. The record is from RefSeq and is a predicted model, not a curated record. NCBI's taxonomy places the organism in Eukaryota, Metazoa, Chordata, Aves, Passeriformes, Pipridae.
AUGGACUCGCUGGUUCAGAUCCUGGACGCGCUGGAAUCCCCGGCCCGGGGGGGCUCCCCGGGCUCUGUCCCGGCUCUGGCGCGGGCCCUGGGGGUCUGCAGCACCCCGGGGUGCCGCGCCGUGCUGGGGGAGCCCCCCGAGCCCCCCCCGGCCCCCGCGGCGCUGCCCCCCGAGCAGUGGCGGCUCCUCCGGGAGCUCCUCCGGCCCGAGCCCGCGGCCCCCGAGCGCGGGGCCGUGCUGGCCCCCGACGGCUCCACGGUGGCCCUCGGGCCCCUCCUGGCCGGCAUGGAGGCGGGGCUCAGGCUCGGGGGGGGCUCGGAGGGCCCUUGGGCCCCCCUGCCCACCCUCCGGCCGCCCCUCGACCCGCUCUUGGCGGUCACGGUGGCCGAGGUUUUGGGGACAUCCUUCCUCCUGGCGCGGGGCGACGGCGACGGAGCCGCGCUGGGCCCCGGCGGCUGCUGGGACGACGUGGACGACCCCCAAAACUACACCCUGACGGGCCCCCCCACCCUCGUGCCCGACGCCGUGGCCAACGGGGCGAUGGACGGGAUGGUCCUGGGUGCCCGCCUGGCCCGGGAGCCCGCCCCGCUCGCCGAGCUCCUGCGGGGCUACUACGGGACGGGCAACGGCUCGGAGAGGGGGAGACCCCCCAGCAGCUACAGACGGCGGGAUUUCGGGGCGCUGGCGGGGCCGGGGAAGCUGGAGGAGGAGCUGGUGGCCGUGCUGGAGCUGCUGAGGGUCCUGCCCCCCACGCGGGGGCUGCUGGAGGGCGUGGGGCCCGGCGAGGUGGCGGCCGUGGCCCGGAGAGCGGCGGGGGAGUUCACCCGGCGCUACGUGG